AUGCUUGGUCUGUGUUCACACGAGCCGCAUUUCUCGUUGCUUCGUGAAGAAGUGAAAUUCGGCAGACCGCCGAAAUACAAGCAGAAGGGAGCAGCGGCUCAAAAGACGGGUGGUGUGGAGCAUAUAACGUUUCAUUUGUUACAUCUUUCGUUGCUUAGAGAGUAUCUGUCGUGGGAAUUUCGAUCUAUCGAGGAUAAAUUGUCGUUUGCCUACAAUGUGGAGUCGAUAAUAGACGAUUGGGUAUUGAUGGGUUUCUUGAUUGGCAACGAUUUCAUCCCACAUUUACCGCAUGUGCAUAUUCAUGAGGAUGCGUUGCCGGUGCUUUAUAAGACUUAUAUGGAGGUAUUACCGCAAUUGGAUGGUGAGUUAAUUGGUUUGGUUUAA
Anisakis simplex (herring worm) is the source of this 384-nucleotide messenger RNA. NCBI's taxonomy places the organism in Eukaryota, Metazoa, Nematoda, Chromadorea, Rhabditida, Anisakidae. The record is from the annotation of a GenBank genome assembly.